Penicillium riverlandense is the source of this 1056-nucleotide messenger RNA. RefSeq names its product zinc-binding alcohol dehydrogenase family protein. The transcript has 4 exons. NCBI's taxonomy places the organism in Eukaryota, Fungi, Ascomycota, Eurotiomycetes, Eurotiales, Aspergillaceae. The record is from RefSeq and is a predicted model, not a curated record. Gene Ontology annotation, molecular function: oxidoreductase activity, acting on NAD(P)H. Bases 1 to 1056 code for a protein of 351 amino acids.
AUGCUUGAACUACUGAUCCACCCCGGUCCCAAAACCGAGCUAAUCGACACCCCCAUCCCCACUCCCAAUGACGACCAGGUCGUGAUCAAAGUAGUGGUUUCCGGGAGCAAUCCCAAGGACUGGAAGCGGCCCGAAUGGUUUGACGUGCACAUCAACCAGGGCGACGACAUCGCCGGGAUUGUGCACAGGACUGGGAAGAACGUGACUGAAUUCAAGGUGAAUAUCCAUCGAAGAGUAUUGGGUAGUUAUGCCGAGUAUGCUGUGGCGUGGGCAUAUACGACUUUUCAUAUCCCCGAGAAUACAUCUUUUGAAGAGGCCGCAACAAUUCCCCUCGCAGGAAUGACGGCAGCACUCGGCCUCUUCUCCCGGCUCAACCUCCCAGAUCCAUGGAAAAACAACCAAAACCAAAAGCCAACCCCAGUCCUAAUAUACGGCGGCGCCACAGCCGUGGGCUCAUUCGCACUAAAGCUAGCAGUGCGUGCAAACAUCCACCCUCUCAUCGCGGUCGCAGGAGGAGGAACCACAUACGUCGAUACCCUGCUCGACCGCUCUAAGGGCGAUACGAUCAUUGAUUAUCGACAAGAUCCAGAUGCGCUAAUCGAUGCUAUUCACUUGGCGUUGCGCGAGCGCGGGUUUGACGAAUUGUAUCAUGCAUUUGACACAGUCUGCGCACAUGGAAGUGUCAAUAACGUGCUACGCGUGGUGCAUGGCCAAGGAAGCGCUGCAUUUGUUCUACCGAUUCAGUCCCAGCUCUCUUCGUCUAUACAGCCACCGCCUACGCUCCAGAUCACUGAAACGAAUGUGAGAAGUGUGCAUGGACAGCCCGGUGCGUGGGAGGGGGACCCUGAUUUUGGAUUUGUGUAUUUCCGGUAUUUUGGUCGGGGGCUCGCGGAGGGCUGGUUCCGGGGUCAUCCGUAUCAGGUCCGUGAGGGUGGGUUGGAUGGAGUUGAGGGCGCGUUGGCGGAUUUGAAGGGUGGGAAGGCGAGCGCGGUAAAAUACGUUUUUCGCAUUGCGGAUACGCCGGCGCUGAAGACUGUUGAUGGGGGUCGUGGAUGA